CAUACAGAAAUCAUCAUCGUCAUCAUCUAUCCAACACAGCUCAGCAGAGGCCAGGCCUAACAAGUGCCAGCAGUUGCCAGCGCCGUCAGUCUGUAAUAGCUAUCGGGAGUGCAGCAGCAACACAGACAGCCCUCGAACGACCAAGUCGCGGAUCGGACCGAUAAUAUUAGUUAGUGUGUUGUAUUUAGGUAGCAAGUUCGGCCAUCAUCAUCGGCUGAAGUUAGUGAUAUAAAGAAGUUUUCGAACGUGCUUAAGCCUACUUCAUUGGAGUACCAGAGAUCUAGUCCCUUAAACGAUGACCAUUUUAACGAAACCCUUCGGGGAUGCCAAGAAACCGGAGAAGGUGGGAGUGCCGCUGGUUGGCGAAUCUGGAGUUCCGGUGGUUCCGACGGCCCCUUCCGAAGGAGUCCCUCAUGACGAUGGUUCGACUGCUUCGAGCAUCAUUCUGAUUCGCCGAGCCCGUCGAGUUUCCUCAGCCACCACCUACAUCCUGUUUUUGAUUGCCCUGCUGGUGACGUCGCUCGGAAUCAUCGCUGGAGUCUUCUAUUAUCGACAAUAUGCAUACGCUAGAAACCAUCUGCGAUUCCAUGGUUUCUGCCAGAUCCCUUACGAUUCGACCAGCCUGGAUGAUAACUAUAUGAACUCAAUGCUGCGAGAUGAUGAAACCUUCCGCAUGGGAAACUCGGUUCAACGUUUCGGCCAACUGGAAGAUCUCCUCAAACCCCUGCAGGAUCAAUUCGAGGAAGCCGAGAAGGAUUUGAGUGACCGAUUCUUCAAGGAAGAAUUUGAACUCGGCCUGUCGGAAGAUGAAAACUACUCCAAGAUCGAUGUGCCGGUAUUCCGCGGACAACGUCAGGGUCGCUUCCUGCACGAUUUCAAGUACAACCAGUCCGGCAUCAUCGACAAGGACAUGGGCCGGUGCUUCCUGACCGAGCUGGACCGGGAAACCGUUUUGCCACCCCAGUCGCUGCGUGAUUUGAUCGAGAAGAUGUCCCGAGGAUAUUAUAACAUCAACACCAACACUAUUCGCAAGAAUAUGCGGGUCAUUACGCCGGAACUGAAGGAUCUGAGCGAUGUUUCGCCCAGGAUUACCAAGGAGUGCGAGGACAUGAAAAUCUACCGGCUCGAGAAGAUCGUUUCGGGAGUAUACAAACGAUCGGUCGAUGCGCAGGAACACGAUGCCGGUAAUUUUGCCGAAUUCGGUGGCAACUACAUCUCGAUCAUCGCCAUCCAGAACCUGGACGAAGUUCCGAAAAAUUAGAUGGCCUCAGCUGAUUGGUAGGCGUGAUAGAGAUCUGCAGCAAAUCUAGCGGGAGGAUCGGAAUUGAUUCGACAGACAGACAAACUGGUGAGGGAUGCGCGUAGUCUCGAUUUCGGCACUGGAAACGCUGCGCCCGUGCCGUGUUUGGAUAUGCUGGGUGUUACACUUUACCAUAAAUUGCUACUAAAUGAAUAAAACCAAACUUGUUUCACCAAUAAUCGAAAAAUGAUAAAAAAAACAAACACUAUAGAUAAUAAGUAACGUUUGUACGGUAAGAUGGCAUUUGUUUGAGCAGUGUAGAAUCAUUAGGAAGAAGUAGAUUUCGUUUCUAAAAAGUAACAGCAGAGUGGUUUUUGUUCCACUUUCCCAUUUGAGAUGUUAAAUCCAUGAUUCUCAAAACUGUUUAACUCAGUUAAGACCAAAAGACACAUUAUGAUGAAUAUUUAAAAAUAUUUUGUUGAAAGUUUUGAUUUGUACAUUGUAAAUGAACAAAAAACACAUAAAUGGUUUUGAGAACUAAAAUAUCUAUUUUUUUUAUUACGAUUGUUAUUAAGUAGCUUUUGUGAAGCUUUCAACAGUUUUAAAUUUCCAAGCAAAUGCCACACUUUCACCUUUGAUGAAAUAAAAAAAAAUGUGAUACUGUAAAAACCCUAAUACAAUUAUCGAAUAAUCAUGUGUUUAUGAUUGGAACAAUAGCCACACAGAAAGGACGGCCUCUGACCAAUGCAACGGUCAAAUAGCUACCAGGAAAACAAAUCGAAUCGUUAUCGUUAAUCCUAAACUACCUAGGCAGAAAUAAUGUUUUACCGAACUUUGUGCACCGCUUCGAUUCAUGCCGUUCCUCCUUUUUAGAUGUUUUGAAACAGAAAUAGUAUUAUACAGAACCCAUAUAAUGUGCAACAAUGGAUCGAAUUAUUUUUUUUUUCAUUCACUUUGGCAAUUCAAAUAGUCUUGGCGAAAACUUUUAUCACGGUUAAAUUUGUUGAUUAACAUACCUAGAUGAAAAAAAAAUCAUUGCAGAUGGAUACUUGUAAUAAAUGUAAACACUUGAAUAAAUGAAACAACUUUAAAAACAAACAAUGAGCAUCUAAGUGGUUAUACGCAAACUAGUGAGACGACGAAAGAGACCCUUAAUGCCAUAAGAAAUAUUGCAAUUUUCAUUGGUAUAUUUGAAUAAAAAUUUAUUAGACAUA
This is a messenger RNA of Uranotaenia lowii, 2454 nucleotides long. RefSeq lists its product as uncharacterized. Gene Ontology annotation, cellular component: plasma membrane; Golgi apparatus; extracellular exosome. Gene Ontology annotation, biological process: negative regulation of amyloid precursor protein biosynthetic process. Gene Ontology annotation, molecular function: amyloid-beta binding. The record is from RefSeq and is a predicted model, not a curated record. Bases 296 to 1261 code for a protein of 321 amino acids. Lineage: Eukaryota; Metazoa; Arthropoda; Insecta; Diptera; Culicidae. The transcript has 3 exons.